Molecule: messenger RNA, 769 nt
Organism: Aspergillus piperis CBS 112811
Lineage: Eukaryota; Fungi; Ascomycota; Eurotiomycetes; Eurotiales; Aspergillaceae
Product: succinate dehydrogenase cytochrome b560 subunit
Exons: 3
Coding region: 107-673 (188 amino acids)
Biological process (GO): mitochondrial electron transport, succinate to ubiquinone; tricarboxylic acid cycle
Cellular component (GO): membrane
Molecular function (GO): succinate dehydrogenase activity; electron transfer activity
Source: RefSeq, a predicted model, not a curated record
GUCGGCAGUUCGAGGCUACUUUCUUCUUGGACGACUACGACGACGACGGUCAGCUUCGUGUGCCCGAUUCAGCCUCUCACCAUUUCUUGAGGUUAUCAAUUUCAUCAUGCUCUCUCAGAAGGUUGCUCAGCAAUCGCUGCGGCGGCUUGCCGUCCAGCAGCCCUACGCCCUGCGUUGGUCUUUGAUGAACUCGGUCUCUCCGGCUGCUGUUGCUCUCGGAAGAGCCGUUCAGACUAGACACGCUGCUACCUCCUCCAACUCCUCCGACCCUACCAAGCUCCUCGCCCAGCAGCGUCUCAACCGCCCCGUCUCUCCCCACCUUAGCAUCUACCGUCCCCAGAUCACAUGGAUCGGCAGUAGUAUCCACCGUAUCACCGGUAUUGCGCUGUCCGGAAGUCUCUACCUCUAUGCCUCUGCCUACCUCGCCUCUCCCAUGCUCGGUUGGGACCUGGGCUCUGCCUCCGCUGCCGCCGCUUUCGCCGCUCUCCCUGUUGUCGCCAAGGUUGCCCUGAAGACUACCAUGGCCCUGCCUUUCACCUACCACUGCAUGAACGGAGUGCGCCACCUGAUUUGGGAUACUGGUGCUGGUCUUACCAACCCCCAGGUCAUCAAGUCCGGCUGGACUGUGGUUGGUCUGAGUACUCUUAGCGCUCUCAUUCUUGCUUUCCUGUGAACUAUUGUGACAUACCUCUGAUUCCUGUUGUGUUUUAAAAUUGUUUUCGUGCAAUAUAUUUUAUACCAGUCAAUUGACGACUGUUUUUGGAUUAAA